Molecule: messenger RNA, 1527 nt
Organism: Epithele typhae
Lineage: Eukaryota; Fungi; Basidiomycota; Agaricomycetes; Polyporales; Epitheliaceae
Exons: 2
Coding region: 1-1527 (508 amino acids)
Source: RefSeq, a predicted model, not a curated record
AUGCCGCAGGUCUACCGUCGCCACUCUGAAUACAGCCCUCGUCCGUCCGUCGUCCCCCGCCGGCGGUCGACGAUGGCACCCCCACCCGCCGCGAGCUCGGACCCCCAGCCAACCGACGCCGACGACUCCAUCUUCCUCGCCGACCUCGUCCGCACCGGCGAGGCCUCCCGCCUCCGCCGCCGCGGCGCCAUGCGGCUCGACCACACCGGCCCCCGCCCCACCCCAGAGGGCCAGCUCCGGCCGCAGCCCCCCGCGCUCCUGCGCGAGCCGCGGGACCGGCGGGGGUCGUACGUCGUGCCCCCCUCCGCGCUCCGCCGCAGCCCGAGCCCGGAGCGCGUCGUCGAGGAGGACGGGCAAGACGAAUACACGUACAGUGCCGGACCCGUCUGGCGCGACUGGGACCGCGAGCCCGGGCCCCGGCCUCAGGGCACGGGGGUGGGCGUUCUUGGGCGCCCGGACGGGGUUGAGGUCCUCGGCGAGGGCACACAGGCGUUCGUCCUCCGCUGUGGAGGCGAGGAGGGUGAGGACCAGUGGGCGGAGGUGGAGGAGCCCCCAAAGCGGUUCAGGCCGGCGUUGUUCCCUCAAGGGGGCGCGCCCGCGGGCCCGUCAUCGAGCGCGAGCGCACCCCCGAGACGGCAGGCGCGGCGGACGAACGGGUGUGGGGCGGUGGUGCAUGUGCGGGCGUACCCACAGCACCCGCGCGGGGCGUGGAUGGCGAAGGAGGAGGCGACGGAUGCUGUAGUCGCGCUCGACCCCGCGUACUGCGACCACCCGGCGAUGGACAAGUUGCUGAGGAGCGCAUGUGGGUGUAUACGGGAGGGCAUCGGCUGUGCGGGCUGCGGCAACACGCUCGGGACACGCUACGUGCCCUGCCAGGCUGCGUCCGAAAGCAUCUUCUAUCCCCACCCCAGCACCUCGACCGCCCCUCUGCCCACAAGACCAGUGCGCCCCUUCGGGCCGAGUUAUUGGUACCCGCGUCCGGCCCCGCACCCGCAACGCCGCACCGCUUCGUCCGCGCACUCCUCGCGAGGAUCGCCCACCUCAUAUUACACCUUCUUUGCCGACCGCGUCACCUCAAGCCCUUCCUCGGACUGCCCAUGUAUCCCACAUGCCCGCACGCACUCCCACCCUCAAUCACAAGCGACCGCGCCGCUGCCGCCGACGCUAGCAGAGCCUCCCCGCGGCAACAGCCCUGACGUCGACUACGGCUACCGCUGGACCGCCUCCCCUGGGUCCAUGGCCACGCCUCUGCCGCCCCCGAGCGCCGCGGAGGCCGUACAGGCAACUUCAACCCCGGCGCCCCCGCUGUCCCCGGUGUUCGCGCUCCCGCCACUCCCCAGCGCGAACCGGAGCCGGAGCCAGCUGCGGCCAAUGUCGCGUGAGCCACGACUGUUGCGGCUGUCGAUGGAGGUCCAGACGCCGUUCGGGACAACCAUGGACGGCGGGCUCGACCUCGACCGCGACGGGAUGCCGGUAGAGGAGCCAAGCUCGCCUGACAAGGAGAGCAUGUCGUGGCCUGGUCGGUAG